AUGUUCUCCAAAGUCCUCAUCCUCGCUCUGGCUGCGUCGCCUCUCGUGGCCGCUCACGGCAGAAUCGACGUGGUCACCGGCGACAAGGGCGGCAACGGCACUGCCCUGGCCAUCCGGGGCGGCGUCGUCCCCGGCCCUGGCCCGAACCGCAAGACCGAGGUCGAUACCACCAUCUUCAAAAAGACCGACAUCAUGACCGACGGCCUCGGCCGCACCAAAGGCUCCGGCAACAACAAGCUCCAGAUGCUCUCCAAGGCCAUGGAGCUGUCGGGCAACACCCUGCCGCAGGUCUCCAACGACGGCAACGGCACCAUCUCGGGCACCUUCCACAUCGUCACCACCGACGGCGCGGGCCCCAUCAAGGCCGUGCUCGACCCCACGGGCACCGGCGCCUUCUCCAACGGCGUCAUGCUGGAGACCAAGCAGCAGGUGCCCGGCAACCGGGGCAACAUCCGGGUGACCAAGAAGCUCAAGGAGCAGCAGGCGGCGGCGAACGGCCAGAACGGCAACCAGAACAACAACGACAACAACAACAACAAAAACAACCGGGGUCGGUCUCUGUGGGACAGGGCCGCCGAGGCUCUGGAGAGCUUUAGCAUCGUCAAGCGCGCGACCAACGUCAACAUGGACUUUCCCAUGGCCUUCUCCGUUCCUGCUGGUACUACCUGCACGGGUACCAUCAACGGCGUCAACAACGUCUGCCUGGUCAAGAUUGCCAACGCGAACCGCGCCGGUCCCUUUGGCGGAAUCGUGGCUGUCCAGAUGGCUGGUAACGGCCAGGCCGUGCCGGUCGCAGGCGGUGCUGCUGCUGCUGCUGGCAACACUGCUGGCAACACUGCCGGCAACACCAACGCCAACGCCAACGGCAAUGCGAAGGGCAAUGCUAAGAACGGCAACGGCAACGGCAACGGCAACGGUAAGCGGGAGGUCCCGUUUUCCGCAUAA
Messenger RNA from Thyridium curvatum, 945 nucleotides. RefSeq lists its product as uncharacterized. The record is from RefSeq and is a predicted model, not a curated record. Lineage: Eukaryota; Fungi; Ascomycota; Sordariomycetes; Thyridiales; Thyridiaceae. The transcript is spliced from 3 exons. Bases 1 to 945 code for a protein of 314 amino acids.